AUGUGGCUGACUCUCGACACUGUGCAACAGCAAAUGGUGAUGACAUUGGGUGCAUCCUCCAGCCUGGUUGUCAAAUACGCCGACACGGAGAAGGAGCGACAAAUAAGACGCAUGCAGCAAAUGGCCGGUCAUAUGAACCUAUUGAAUCCGUUUGUCUUUAAUCAAUUUGGACCGUACGGCGCCUACGCGCAGCAACAACAGCAAGCGGCUCUGAUGGCUGCCGCGGCAACGGCACCGGGCUCGGCAGCUGCCUAUAUGAAUCCAAUGGCUGCAUUGGCAACGCAAAUACCUCAUGGCCUCAAUGGCACCGGCCAGCCGCCGUCGCUGCCCUCGCCAACGAUGCCCAACUUCAAUAUGGGCGCCAAUACGCCCAAUGGCCAGCCCGGCGGGGCUGCAGCCGCCGCUGCUGCCGCUUCAGUUGCGGACGGUGUCUUCACGAAUGGCAUUCCACAAACGGCAUUCCCACAUCCGCUGCAUCUGACCAUACCACCACAAGGUUUGCCAAAUGGCGAUGCUGCUGCACUGCAACAUGCCUUCCCUGGUUUGCCACCAUUUCCAGGAGUUGCCUUUCCCGCCGUCUAUGGACAGUUUCCACAAGCUUUACCACCUCCCCUAGCGGCGGUUGCACCCACUCAGCGUGAAGAUUUUCUGAUGUUCCCAGGAUGUUCUAUAUCCGGUCCGGAGGGCUGCAAUCUAUUCAUCUAUCAUUUGCCGCAAGAAUUUGGUGAUGCAGAAUUAAUGCAAAUGUUCCUGCCAUUUGGCAAUGUGAUCAGCUCUAAGGUCUUCAUCGAUCGUGCUACAAAUCAGAGCAAAUGUUUCGGUUUUGUUUCAUUUGAUAACCCCACCAGCGCUCAAGCAGCCAUUCAGGCCAUGAAUGGCUUCCAGAUUGGCAUGAAAAGACUGAAAGUUCAAUUGAAGCGGCCAAAGGAUGCCAGUCGACCUUAUUAACAAUCGGAGUUCCUUAAGCGUAACUUACUUCAACAACAACAACAACAACAACUGCAACAACAACAACUGCAACAACAGCAACUGCA
Drosophila novamexicana is the source of this 1034-nucleotide messenger RNA. RefSeq names its product CUGBP Elav-like family member 4. Lineage: Eukaryota; Metazoa; Arthropoda; Insecta; Diptera; Drosophilidae. Gene Ontology annotation, cellular component: nucleus; ribonucleoprotein complex; cytoplasm. The coding region runs from base 1 to 948 and encodes 315 amino acids. The record is from RefSeq and is a predicted model, not a curated record. Gene Ontology annotation, biological process: regulation of alternative mRNA splicing, via spliceosome; mRNA splice site recognition. Gene Ontology annotation, molecular function: mRNA binding. The transcript has 7 exons.